Molecule: messenger RNA, 582 nt
Organism: Heterobasidion irregulare TC 32-1
Lineage: Eukaryota; Fungi; Basidiomycota; Agaricomycetes; Russulales; Bondarzewiaceae
Exons: 7
Coding region: 1-582 (193 amino acids)
Biological process (GO): protein folding
Cellular component (GO): cytoplasm
Source: RefSeq, a predicted model, not a curated record
AUGUCCGCCGCAGAAGACGAGUACGACAAGCUCUCCCCGGAGCAGCGCGAUGCAAAGGACAAGGCUGAUCGCGAUCGCGAGGCCGCAGAGCAAGCCACCCUCCCAUACACAUGGAAGCAGGAGCUUGGAGACGUUGACAUCGUCGUCCCCGUUCCCAAGGGCACGCGCAGUCGCGAUCUCACCGUCGUCCUUCAAAAGAAGAAGCUCAGCGUCGGACUCAAGGGAAAGGAACCCAUCUUGACCGGUGAGCUCUGCAAGGAGAUCAAGCUCGAAGAUAGCACAUGGACCCUCGAGGACCAGCAGACUGUAGAGAUUCACCUUGAGAAGGCUAACCAGAUGCAGUGGUGGGAAAACGUCCUCACUCAUCACCCCAAGAUCGACACCAAAAAGAUACAGCCGGAGAACAGCAAGCUCAGCGAUCUGGACGGCGAGACGAGAGGUAUGGUGGAGAAGAUGAUGUUUGACAAUCAGCAGAGACAAAUGGGCAAGCCAACUUCAGAUGAGCUCAAAAAGCAGGAGGCUCUUAAGAAGUUCCAGGCUGCGCAUCCGGAGCUCGAUUUUUCCAAUGCGAAGAUCUCAUAA